This is a messenger RNA of Kazachstania africana CBS 2517, 1842 nucleotides long. RefSeq names its product Nsi1p (gene NSI1). The transcript has a single exon. Lineage: Eukaryota; Fungi; Ascomycota; Saccharomycetes; Saccharomycetales; Saccharomycetaceae. Bases 1 to 1842 code for a protein of 613 amino acids. The record is from RefSeq and is a predicted model, not a curated record. Gene Ontology annotation, biological process: regulation of DNA-templated transcription. Gene Ontology annotation, molecular function: DNA-binding transcription factor activity; transcription cis-regulatory region binding. Gene Ontology annotation, cellular component: nucleus.
AUGGCGUCUGACACUGAUAAAUCUAAGGAGGUUAAGGAUAAUGCUGCUGAUUUGAGUCAUCAGCAUGAUGCUGAAACUGUGGAAGAGGCAGUUUUCAAGUAUGUUCGUGAUGAGUUCCAAAAUCGUGAUGAAGAUGAAGAUGAAGAUAAAGAACACAGGCAAAAUGUGGCUAAUUCGAACGCUAAUGAUGAUAAUUCUGCCGAUAUGAGCUGGUAUUUGAGACACGAGGAAGAGGAUCUCCCUCAUGUGGACUCAAGAGCGGCACAUAAUGAUUCUGAAUCGGUGGCAAUGGCAGCAGUGGCAGCUGCUUACGCGCUUGGUAGAAAGUCAAAGAGACCUUAUAAGCUUGGUGAGGCUUCGAGUGAUGAUGAAAUAUCAUCUAAGAAAAAGAAACAAAAAUCAAAGCAGAGAAAGAGUAAGAAGAAAAUGGAGAAAUUGCAAUUAGCUGUGGAUCCAGAAUUAGCUACUCUAGAUGAUGAAUCCGAAACUGGGGAUGCUUCAAACCAGUCUCAGUUGGUUCGUAAAGCCAUUAUAGAUACUGAUUCUAUUGCUCAGCAUCCUGAUUUUCAACAAUAUUUGAAUACUGAAGAAGAGGAGGCCACUAAGGCGAAUGAAGCACAAACUAAAGACGAGUCUAUCAUCACUGACAAGGAAAAAAAUAAAGAAAAGGCGCCAGAAGGUGAAGAUAGAGGAGAUGGUAUCGCUGUAAGUGUAGAAGACGUUGCAGCUAAGGAUUAUGCAGAAUUGGCAAAACAACAAAGUUUGGCUAAACAAUAUGCUGACGUUUUGCCGAGAGGUGUGUCGUCCAUUUCCGAAGUAUCAUUAAAGACAGAUAAUGAUAAUCAAUUACUACAAAAUGCCGCAUCGAAGGCUUCAGAAUUAAUAAGUGCAACUACACAAAGCAGUGGUAAAGCUUUUGAUGCGCAAGAAGAGGCGGCGCUAGACAAUUUCAUUGAAGAGUACAGUAAGAUCAAGAAAUAUGACAGGCAACAAACAUGUGAAAGAAUUUGGACUAAUGGUCGUCGUAAGGAUGAUUUCUGGAUAAAUAUUUGCAAAGUGUUACCUUAUAGAACGAGGUCGUCAAUUUAUAAGCAUGUCCGUAGAAGAUACCAUAUCUUUGAGCAACGUGGUAAAUGGACUCCUAAGGAAGAUGAUGAAUUGGCGAAAUUAUGUAUAACAAAAGAGGGGCAAUGGUCUGAAAUUGGUAAAAUUUUAGGAAGAAUGCCUGAAGAUUGUAGAGAUCGUUGGAGAAAUUAUAUCAAGUGUGGUACCAACAGAGCUUCAAAUAAAUGGUCUGAAGAAGAAGAAGAAUUAUUGAAAAACGUCAUAGGCGAAUUAUUAGAAGAAGGUCAACGCUAUCAUGAGAGGAGACAAAAUGGUGCUCUUACAGAGGAAGAUCAUAAUAAUGAGCAUAUACUGAAUAGAGGUCCAAAAGGUAGAAGAGUAACUGGCAAACCAAGUUUUAAAGAUAUUAUCAAUUGGACAGUCGUUAGUGAACGUAUGGGUGGUAGCAGGUCACGUAUUCAAUGUCGUUAUAAAUGGAAUAAACUUGUUAAAAAGCAGGCGUUGCAAAAAAUUCAAAGCAUAUCUGAUAUGGAUAAAAGAUGGAUUCUGGAGAAAUUGAGAGAUUUAGGUUUUACAGAAGAUUCUCAAGUUGACUGGGAUGAAUUGGCUGCAUUAAAAACAGACUCCACUUGGACUGGGUUAGAACUGAAAUUGACGUACGAGAAAUUGAGAAGCAUGAUCAAACAGUAUAAAGAAAAAAAUAUCAAUGAAAUAUCUAAGGAAUUAUUGUCACUCCUAGAUAAUCAAAUACCUGUAUCACUUGAGAAAGUAAACUGA